Molecule: messenger RNA, 1922 nt
Organism: Chaetomium strumarium
Lineage: Eukaryota; Fungi; Ascomycota; Sordariomycetes; Sordariales; Chaetomiaceae
Exons: 1
Coding region: 454-1920 (488 amino acids)
Source: RefSeq, a predicted model, not a curated record
CCUGGCUAUGUACCAACCUAACGCAUUAAGCAUGCAAGUACAUUAACUAUCGCUGGUUUGGAAACAUGUGACAGCACCCUCUGCAGAAUACGACCGAUUUCCAGUUGAAAACCAUCGCUUCUACCACCAACGAUUGGACCCAAAAUCAAUCACCCUUUUCCCUCUCUUCUUUGCACCUGGCUCACAUCUCCCAGAGACUCACUCGCAAGAGUUGCAGCAGCACAUACAUGACUCUCGAUUCCGCCCUUUCCUCGAUCAUACCCCUUUGACCGGUUCAGGUUCAGAUACGCAGCUGCUCAAACUGCGCCACGUCGACAAUCCAGGUGGCGGUCGGCAGCCUAGAGGCGGAUGCCGUUCAGAACGAGGCAGCUAUGCGCGGCCAGGCAGUACCUGAUACGUCUUCAGCUGUUUCCGAGAUGACGCACUGGUGCCUCAUCCACGGUAUCAGACGGCAUGAAGGAUUUGCAACCGAACUGCACGGGAAUCCCGAACUUCCCGCCGUCACGCGGGGCGCUCAAUGCGCGCGCGAUCAUGAGCGAUCUCGACCUGCUCCCUGACGUGGCCAUCGCGGAGGAGGCGCGGGACAACACGGUCAAUGGCCAAGCCAUCUACGAGCUCAUAGUGCAACAACCCACCCGGUACGCCGUGAUGGACGACUACAACCGGCUCGUUCGCGACACACCCAUCCCCGGCGCAAGUCUCAACGGAGAUACAUGUGUUCGCUCGAUGCUCGACAAGCCCCAGCCCGCGGGAGACCUGGUCAAUGCAGACACGGUUGCCAAGCUCUAUUUCGACAUCACCGAGGACCGCAACAUCUCGGUCACCGGCAUCCUCCCGACCGAACGGCCCGUCUCCCCGGAAACCGUCCGGCUCCUCUUCACCCCUCUGCCAAGGGAUCUCCCUGCUGUCGACAAGGACAUCCUGAUUCUCAUCUCGGCCUGGUCUGGCGACAUUGACCGCUACGCCCGCCUGCGGCGGCCCGUACCCGUGCCGGGCGAGCUGCAGUGCGUCGUCCGGGGCAUCUACCACAACACUUUCUUCGCCAAGUGGUGGUCCACCCUACCCCAUGUCCAGCAUGAGCGUCUCCUGGGCAGCGAGGGUCGCAACCUCGAGCACAUCCAUGCACGGCUGGUCAUGAACAACGACCUAUCGUGGCUGACGGAUUCCACGCCCGAGAGCGAGCUGCCCCGGCUGAUCCGGCACCCGCACUUUGCCAACCGGGUCACCUACGAGGAGCUUGUGCGCCGCCGGCCAUCCAUGAAGAAGACCUGCGUCAUAGCCUGCAUGCACUACAAUGACAAAGAGGCCUUCACUCGCUUCGGGGAGGUCAUUCCCGACGAUGAUCUCUUGGACGCCGCCUCGGAUCAUGAUCAUCAUGGUUGGCACUGCAAAUGGAUUGAGACCAGGGCCAAGGAGCUAGACAUCGACCUGUUCCCGUAUAUGACGGAUCGCCAAAGGGAGGAGUGGCAGGAACGCAGGUGGAAAGAACUGUGGCCGAUGGCGAUGGUGCACUGCAAGCUUUGGAGGAGUGUGUAUAGGACGUCCAUGCUGUAUCGGGAGAUCACGACGGGGCAUCUCGGCUUCCACAAUGAAACGCCCGCGAUGCCUGGGUGGAAAGCCGCGAUGAAUGAUUGCGGCAGGUACGCCGGGAUUGACAUGAUCGAACUGCAUGUGUCGGCUCUCGAGAAUGUGAGCAGGCUGGUGCCGGAGGGGUACGAGCUGCGCGACCUGGUCGUGGCUUACAGAGACUGGGAGUGGGUGGAGGAGAGACACAUCAAAAUGCUGGGCCUCUACCCGGACCCGGCACAACCGGGAGGUGGCGCGUAUCGAGGGCGGGGCCGCGGGAGGGGUGGUCGGGUGUUGCCCCCCUUUAGGCGCACAAGCCGUUCGACGAUGCCGUCACCGGGGUCGUCACCAUAAUG